AUGGCGGCACCUCGAGCAGCUUCUUCAAGGCUUUUUACGACUUCUGUCAGGUUGUCAUACUACUCUCACAGAGGUCUUCGUUCCAGCUAUCCACCUAGACGAGAAAAUGGCGAUCAUCCCGGUCAUUCUGGUCAAUCACCAUACUCUAUCAGGUACUCAUCAAGCACUACCGGAGAAGAUGGUCCCCUUCGCCCAGAUGCAUCUACCGACCCUAAGUCUUCUUCUUCCUCUUCCUCUUCUUCUCCUCCUCCUGUCGGGUCUGAUCGACGUUAUCAAAAGACAUCUUCUUCUUUCUCCUCUCGUCCACCUUACCAAACUCGAUCUAAACCAUUCUAUAAUCCACGACCCACAACUGGAUCACCGUACAAUCCCGAUGUAUCGUCAACAUCCAGACCUUUCCCACAGCCACCAGUCAGACCUUUACAAAGGGCACCCGUCAAACAUACCCCCCACGGACGAUUUAAACGACAAGGACCCCCACCCAGUCUUCUCACGUUAGCCGAUUUGAGCCCUGGUCAAAUCUCUCGAGCCAUCUCUCACGCACUCGCUAUCAAAUACGUUGCGACCCGACUACAUCCCAGGGACCUUCCCGCUGUACUGGAGAAGCAGACCAUAGCGUUGAUCUUCUCGAAGCGAUCUACGAGGACACGGGUCGCUUCGGAGACUGCCGCCCAUUUGCUCGGUGCGAAUGCCAUGUUCCUGGGCAAGGAGGAUGCCCAAUUGGGAGUCAAUGAGACGUUGAGAGAUACGGCAAACGUCGUCGGAAGUAUGACUGAAGGAUUCAUGGCUCGAGUCAACGCUCAUGAGGAAGUGGUCGAACUGGCUAAACACUCCCCUGUACCCGUCAUCAAUGCCCUCUGUGAUCUCUACCAUCCAACUCAGAUCCUCGCAGAUCUCAUGACGUUGCAAGAAGCUUAUGCGCCUCAACCUCUAAAGACAAAGUCGACGUCAUUCGAUGCUAUCAGAACGGCGAUCAGAGCCAUGAAACCGCUCGAGUGUCUCAAAGGCAAGAAAAUGGCCUAUGUAGGAGAUACCAACAAUAUCUCCAACGAGCUCUUGGUCACUGUCCCGCGACUAGGUAUGGAAUUUGCCAUUGCCAGUCCGGAAGGGUACAACAAGGUCGAUCCACGAGUCUGGGAGAGAGUUGUCAACGCUGGAACAGAGAACAAAGUAACCUUGACGACAGACCCCAUGGUGGCUAUCAAGGACGCCGACGUUAUCGUCACGGAUACUUGGAUCUCUAUGGGUCAGGAAAGCGAAUCCGCGGCCAGACUCGAAGCGUUCAAGGGAUAUCAAGUGACCAACGAAUUGAUCUCUAAAGCUGGUGCUAAGCCCGAUUGGAAGUUCAUGCACUGCCUUCCAAGGCAUCAAGAGGAAGUCGACGAUGAAGUCUUCUAUGGGAAUAGGAGUCUAGUCUUCCCCGAAGCUGAGAAUAGGAAGUGGACGACUGCAGCGUGUUUCGGGUGGGUUUAG
This is a messenger RNA of Kockovaella imperatae, 1473 nucleotides long. Its product is annotated as Aspartate/ornithine carbamoyltransferase. The coding region runs from base 1 to 1473 and encodes 490 amino acids. Gene Ontology annotation, biological process: L-citrulline biosynthetic process. The transcript has 4 exons. The record is from RefSeq and is a predicted model, not a curated record. Gene Ontology annotation, molecular function: ornithine carbamoyltransferase activity; amino acid binding. Gene Ontology annotation, cellular component: mitochondrion. Lineage: Eukaryota; Fungi; Basidiomycota; Tremellomycetes; Tremellales; Cuniculitremaceae.